AAACUAUAUCGUUUUGACCGGUGUGCACGCGGGUGUAAAUCAAUUUGCUGUUUUUGACCGGCGAGCAGCCCAAAUCGUAGUACCGUAUACCUUUUCUCCAAUUCCAUCUGUAGUUUCGGAUUCGAGGAUCAACUACUUCCAGAAAUCGAAUACCAGAAUCUUUCUCUUAGCCUUUAUUUGAGGGAGCUAAACAAUGUUUAAGAAUACAUUCCAGUCGGGGUUUCUGUCCAUAUUAUACAGUCUUGGGAGCAAGCCUCUGCAGAUAUGGGAUAAAGAAGUUUCCAAUGGCCAUAUCAAGCGUCCAAUGGAUGAGGAUAUCCAGUCAAAUGUUCUUGAGAUUGUGGGAUCAAACAUACAGUCAACAUACAUUACAUGCCCUGCAGAUCCAGCUGCAACACUUGGUAUAAAACUGCCAUUCUUGGUUAUCAUUGUGAAGAAUCUAAAGAAAUAUUUCACAUUCGAGAUUCAAAUCCUGGAUGAUAAGAACGUGAGGCGUCGAUUUCGUGCUUCAAAUUAUCAAGCUGUGACUCGAGUGAAGCCAUACAUAUGCACUAUGCCUCUGAAGUUGGAUGAAGGGUGGAAUCAAAUUCAGUUAAAUCUUGCUGAUUUUACCAAACGAGCAUAUGGAACCAACUAUGUAGAGACACUGCGAGUCCAAGUCCAUGCUAACUGUCGCCUGAGACGGAUUUAUUUCUCAGACCGCCUUUACUCAGAAGAAGAACUUCCUCCGGAGUUUAAGUUGUACCUCCCUAUGCAGAAAUCAUAAAUCAUGGGAGAUGAGCUGUGUCACUAAACUUGGAUGUUGGCAGAAUCGCAAAAACUAAUGUCUCAUCCUCCCAAGCAAAAGCUUAAUUCCCAAAGUCGCGUUUAAUUCAUGUUUAGAUGGAUAAACUUGCAAGGAUUUACUCUGACAACUACACUUUGCUGUUACUAUUUCUGAUUCUAUA
Messenger RNA from Spinacia oleracea (spinach), 947 nucleotides. RefSeq lists its product as uncharacterized. Lineage: Eukaryota; Viridiplantae; Streptophyta; Magnoliopsida; Caryophyllales; Amaranthaceae. Bases 194 to 766 code for a protein of 190 amino acids. The transcript is spliced from 6 exons. The record is from RefSeq and is a predicted model, not a curated record.